Molecule: messenger RNA, 984 nt
Organism: Zea mays
Lineage: Eukaryota; Viridiplantae; Streptophyta; Magnoliopsida; Poales; Poaceae
Exons: 7
Coding region: 1-984 (327 amino acids)
Source: RefSeq, a predicted model, not a curated record
AUGGAAAACCUAGACCUCAACUCUCAUAUUGACAGCUUCUCGUUCCUUGACACCUACUCGGGGUACAUGCAGCCAGAAGGAGGUAUCAGCGAGCAAGGGGUUCCUCCUGUGGCCCUGGUGGUUCCUGCUCCGGGGAUGGGAGGUAGCCGACAACCACUAGGAUCUGGUCCCCAGGUUCCUGCUCUAGGAAUUGGAGGCAGCCGACACUCACUGAGGUCCGGUCCCCAGGUUCCUGCUCCAAGGAUGGAAGUAGGAGGUCGUGGGAGAUCGAGGAACAUCUCAUUUCCUACAGAAGACAUCGACACCCAUGAUGGAACAGAGGAAGAUGAUAACGCCUCCCAGUUGGAAGAUGGUGCUGAGGAGGAGAUGCAUUAUCUGUGGACCUGUCAACAAAUGAAUAGCAACUACGCUAUUGUUGGUGGCAUACUUGGUAUGUACCGCGCGCGCGUCGAGGCCGAGCUCUCCGGGAUAUGCACGGGGAUCCUGCGCCUCCUCGAUGGGCGCCUCGUGCCGGCGGCGGCGGCCGUGGACGCCAGGGUCUUCUACCUCAAGAUGAAGGAGGACUACCACCGCUACCUCGCCGAGUUCAAGACUGGCGCCGAGCGCAAGGACGCCUACUCGCCUCGUCUUCUCCAAUCUCCACACACACUCUCACUGCGCAAAACGAGCAGGCGGGCGGGCAACAAGGAGCUGCCGCCCAAGAAUCCCAUCAAGCUCGGCCUCGCUCUCAACUUCUCCGUGUUCUACUACGAGAUCCUCAGCUCGCCGGACCGCGCCUGCUCGCUGGCCAAGCAGGCAUUCGAUGAAGCUAUUUCAGAGCUGGAUAGUCUUGGGGAAGAGUCGUACAAGGAUAGCACCCUCAUCAUGCAGCUUCUUCGUGACAACCUCACCUUGUGGACUUCUGACAUGCAGGAGGAUGGUGGCGAUGAAAUGCGGGACCAGUACAGGAUCAUUUACAUGUAUAGGAACAUUCAAUUUGUAUGA